Messenger RNA from Brachypodium distachyon (stiff brome), 871 nucleotides. Its product is annotated as microsomal glutathione S-transferase 3. The transcript is spliced from 4 exons. Gene Ontology annotation, cellular component: endoplasmic reticulum; membrane; nuclear envelope. The record is from RefSeq and is a predicted model, not a curated record. NCBI's taxonomy places the organism in Eukaryota, Viridiplantae, Streptophyta, Magnoliopsida, Poales, Poaceae. Bases 103 to 549 code for a protein of 148 amino acids. Gene Ontology annotation, molecular function: glutathione peroxidase activity; glutathione transferase activity.
CUAUAAGAUAGACCUCCAUUCCUCCCCCUCUCUCCAAAGAGUCCACUCGAAUCUCCAUUCCCAAGGAAGGAAGAAAAUCCAGCGAAACCAGAGAGAAGAAGGAUGGCGGUGUCAAUCGAGCUGACGAAGGAGUACGGGUUCGUGGUGCUAGUAGUGGUGGCCUAUGCGUUCCUCAACUUCUGGAUGGCCUUCCAGGUCGGCAAGGCCCGCAGGAAGUACAAGGUGGCCUACCCAACCCUUUAUGCCGUCGAGUCCGAGAACAAGGAUGCCAAGCUCUUCAACUGCGUCCAGAGGGGGCACCAGAACUCGCUUGAGAUGAUGCCGAUGUUCUUCGUCAUGGUGCUGCUCGGCGGUCUGCAGCACCCGGUCGUCGCCGCCGGGCUGGGGGCACUCUACACCGUCGCGAGGUUCUUCUACUUCAAGGGCUACGCCACCGGCGUCCCGGACAACCGCCUCAAGCUUGGGGGGUUCAACUUCUUGGCGAUAAUCGGGCUGAUCCUCUGCACGGCGUCGUUCGGCAUCAACCUAGUCAUCAGGGAGGCUAUCUGAGGUUUCCGAUUGAUGAUGCCUGGCUUGACAGUGGUCUCUCUUAUCUUCUGGUGUUAACAAGCAAAGUAUCAAGUGUCAAAUACGUCUGGUGGACGCUCAUGGAAUAAGCCUGGAUGGAUAUAUCUCAAAGGAUUACAGUCCCACCUACUCUUGUUUAGUUCCUGCUUUCUCUUUGUAAUGUUGGAAGUUUAGCUUUUGCAGAAUCAGUUUCAGAUGCGUCGUAAAUCAACUUGUUAAUUUCCUUGCCUAACAUCUCCGGACCAUGCUUAUUUUCCUUGUUAUCUCCGAAGAAUUAAACGUUGUGCAUUUGUAUCUUGUACAA